UGUCAGUUCCUGCAUGAGUUUCCCUGAGAGCAGCACUGUGUCCCCAGUAGUCAGCAUGGCAGGGCCGGGGAUGCUGCUCCUCUGGGCCGGGCUGCUGCUCUGCCAGGAUGCCACCACUGCUGCCCUUCCACCGCACAUAGUCUUCGUCCUGGCGGACGACCUGGGCUUUAAUGACGUGAGCUUCCACGGCUCGGAGAUCAGAACCCCGACUCUGGACAGUCUGCGAAGCCAAGGCGUGGAGCUGGGCUCCUACUACGUGCAGCCGCUGUGCACCCCGUCCCGCAGCCAGCUGCUGAGCGGCAGGUACCAGAUUCACACGGGGCUGCAGCAUGAGAUAAUAUGGCCGUGUCAGCCCCACUGUCUACCUCUUGAUGAAAAGCUGCUGCCCCAGUUACUGAAGGAAGCCGGAUAUGCCACACACAUGGUGGGAAAAUGGCACCUUGGCCUUUAUAAAAAGGACUGCCUUCCGACCCGCAGAGGAUUCGACACUUACUUUGGAUAUCUUCUGGGCAGCGAGGAUUAUUAUACCCAUGACAGAUGCUAUGAAAUCAAGGGUGUGAAUAAAACCGUGUGCGCUCUUGAUUUCCGAGAUGGUGAAGUAGCAGCCAAAGGUUAUGAGAAGAAGUACUCCACACAUUUAUUUACCGAAAGAGCUGUGGAUCUCAUAGCUAAUCACAAUCCUCAAACGCCUCUGUUCCUUUACCUGCCGUAUCAAGCAGUUCACGCGCCUCUUCAGGUUCCACAGGAAUAUUUAGAGCCGUACAGUUUCAUCCAUGACCAGAACAGGCGCCAUUAUGCAGGGAUGGUGUCCGUCCUGGAUGAAGCGGUAGGAAAUGUCACUGAUGCGUUAAAGCAAUAUGGACUUUGGGACAACACCGUUUUCAUAUUCUCUACAGAUAAUGGUGGGCAGACAUUGGCUGGUGGCAACAACUGGCCUUUACGUGGAAGAAAGUGGACCCUUUGGGAAGGUGGAGUACGAGGAGUGGGCUUUGUCACAAGCCCCUUAUUGAAGCAGAAAGGUGUCGUUAGUAAAGAACUGAUCCAUAUUUCGGACUGGCUGCCAACAUUAGUGCAUCUGUCUGGAGGAACUAUUAAUGGUACCAAGCCCUUGGAUGGAUUCAAUGUGUGGAAAACCAUCAGUGAAGGAAGCCCAUCCCCCAGAGUGGAGCUGCUGCAUAACAUAGACCCUCUCUUUGAGGAUAACUUCCCGUGUUCCACAGAUAAUGAGAUGGGAGAGCCCGUGUCCAGCGGCUUUCGUCCUAAAUGGGAAAAUCCAUUGUUCAAUGUAUCAAUUCAUGCCGCAAUUCGACAAGGAAACUGGAAACUACUGACUGGAAAUCCAGGUUGUGAUCACUGGUUUCCUCCACCAAAUUCUUCAGACGUUCCUGAUUUCCCAUCAUUUAAGUCUUCAGGAAAGAAUCUCUGGUUAUUUGAUAUUGCCCAAGAUCCUGAAGAGAAGCGAGAUUUGUCAGACAAAUAUCCUGAAGUGGUGAAGAUGCUUCUUUCUCGUCUCGAGUACUACUACAGUCAUUCUGUUCCCAUCUAUUACCCAGAUGAUGAUCCCAGAUGUGACCCUGAAACUUCCGGUGUCUGGGGCCCAUGGGAAUAAUAUUUUGUAUGAAGAUAACAUACACCUAUGAUAAAAUCGGAAGGAUUAGGAUAGCGUCUUCUAUUAGAUUCUCUUUUAUGAGAUGAGUGUCACGGCUGUGUCAUGGUCUGGUGGUAGUGGACCGCGACACUUUUGCCGUGCAUGCUUGUUGCCGAUGCAUGUUUGGAUACUUCCCAUUUAAGUUUGUUGUUUCUUCCCAUUUUGAUGUGUUCGGGGUUAAGGUGUGCAAGGUGGAGCUGGGUGUGGCCUCAUGGCUCUUCUUAUGUUGGAGUUGUGAGCGUGAGGUCAGUUGUUUGUCUGGUAUGUUUGGUGUAUUGCCCGGCAUGGUUGCUAGACAUCCCCUUGUUUGUCUGUACCUCCGGUGAGGGGGUCCCAGGGGUUCCUCGGAGUCACAAGCAGUAGUUGUUCCACCCAGUGGUUGAGGCAGGUAAGUGCUGUUUUUCCAGUGCUUGUCGUUUUGCGCUGGGCUCUUAUUUGCUGCUAUGUGUUUUUGCUUGCUGUCUGCUCCUUCCUAGUUGCUAGGCCUGUGUGAGACUCUGGUUCAUCCGUGUAAUGGAUGAACCGGUCGUCUAUUAUUCCUGACUCCUAUUUCAGGGAUCGUUAGGGUCAGAAGGACCCAGGUUCCGGAGUAUGAGCCCCCCUACCAUCGAGGCUGGCUCAUACAGUUAGGAGGUCAGGAAUAGGAUGAGGGUGGCAUUAGGAGGUGACCUGCUCCCCUUAUCCUGGUAUCCAGGCCUAGUUACUUUCCCAAAUUCUUUACAUUGUAUGGUGGGGAGUUUUUCCCCACUUCCCACCGUGACAAUGAGGCAUAGAGGCCAUGUUUGGUUGAAUGAAAUGUGUUGUAGUAAUGGUUCUCAAGUCCAACAUCCAAAUAAUAAAAAAGUAUCCCAGGAACCAGAAUCCUUUAGGAGAAGUCCACCUUACUCAUUGAUGCCAAGCUGACCAUUUUGUAGACUCUAUUAGAGAGUGAAGGCAUCCUGUACAUAAAAUCUGAGUUGAGUCCGACAUCUGCUUGAACCAUAUGUGCCAAAUUCUAAUAUAAAAAAAAAAUGGUAGGGGGCAGCACUGAGCAACAUACAGUAGUCUCAGUAGUUAGUAUGGGUAGGUGGCAUCAGCAAUAAACAACAGGUAGUAUAGUCUCAGGAUUGGGGUGGUGACAUUUGUGUUUGUUUGGGGUGGUUCUGAUGACAAUCAAUUAUUAAUAUGCUUUUUCUACCUGAUUACUGAAUCCUGUUGAAAACCUCAGAUGAUUUAAUGUUUAAAUUUUUUUUGUAAUGACUAUAAAAUAUGAUUAUGAUUUAUGUGCUAGGUUAUUAAAGUGAUUAAAUGGCA
This is a messenger RNA of Bufo gargarizans (Asiatic toad), 2941 nucleotides long. RefSeq names its product arylsulfatase B-like. The record is from RefSeq and is a predicted model, not a curated record. NCBI's taxonomy places the organism in Eukaryota, Metazoa, Chordata, Amphibia, Anura, Bufonidae. The transcript has 8 exons. Bases 14 to 1609 code for a protein of 531 amino acids.